UGAGAGUUUGUAACCCAAGCUGACUUACUUUCUCGAUUUAUACGUUUGGAUUUUGUUUUGUCACAGAAGUUCACAAAGCGUAGUGUCUUUGAGAGUUUCUGAAGUCUGUAUUUUAAAGGAUGGAUGAAUUUGUUGAUCCAAGUUACGAGUACGAUGCGCCGAUGUUUGUCGACUUCUCGAAAGACACAGGAGAUUUAGACCCUGAAGCGGAUAAGUGGUUUGAUGGAAAAGUAGCCGACGAAGGUGGCUGGGUAAUCGAAGAAGAUUCUUGUGAACAACGAUCUAAUGAACCUAACUGCGAAGCAUCAAAAAUUCUAGAAGAAGUGGUGAAAGAGAGCUCGUCUUCGCAGAACGAAGAACCACCAGUGGAACAGAAAGCUGAUACUGAACCUUUAGCGGAAGCUCCUCCUAAGAAAUCAGCUCCUAAAAACUGUGUGACUUCGUGGUCAGAGUGGGUAACAAAAACCCAAACAACAACGAACGAACAAGUCAAGACGGAAAGUGCCCCUCGUCAAUCUCAAGUCAGAAAGAAACGAGAGAAAAAGGUACCUGAAAGAAGAUCAGCUCGUCUGAGAACGUUGUCAACGUGUUCUAUUGCAUCAACAUCAUCCACCGUUUCCAGUUGUUCCUCUGAUGGUGGGCCAGCAAAGAAAGUCCCGAAGAUUAAAGCACCAUUGACAUUAACUGUUCCAGAUACGCCAAAUUUUAUGAGGAGGGUUGCUCAAUCCAAAGGUGAUAAAACCCAAGCACAGAAAACAAGGGAAGAACAGGAGCUGCAGGUCAUAGCACAGAAACAAAAGGAAAUGAUGGAAAAACUCAAACAGAAUAAAGUUUCCAUGAAGAAGGCUCUUGCAGGGCAGUCAUACAUGCCUUGUAGAUCAGCUGUUGACAAUCUUACUCGGGCUAAAGAAUUUCACUUUGCAACAGAUGAUAGGCUUGGUCCAAGUUCUCACCAUGCAAACAAUGAGGGCAAAGGAAAGGAUUUUGUUGGCUCUUUAAGGCAGCAUCCUCCUUCACCAACUUUCAAGAACAGGAAACCAACUGUUCCAGUGCCAUUCAAGAUGAAUGAAUCCAGGAAAAGAAAAGAACCUGAAAAUGACACUCCAUGUGGGGAGUACCAAUCAAUGGCACAAAGGGUUUAUCAAUGGCAGAAGAAGACUCCUGAGCGUUUCCAUGUGAAACCUGUCAGUGAACAGAACCAGGGGCCACCAGAUAAUAUAGAGAAGGCUUCCUUGAAGCUAACAGCUCCAAAGACACCAAAUUUAAGGUCAAGAGAUAGGAAAAGGCCACUUUCUGUAGACUGCAUGAGUAAAGAAGAACAAGAGAAGAUUCAGGAAGCUGAGAUGAAGAGUUACAAGUUCAAAGCUACUGAGCUUAACCGUAAAAUAUUUGACUGCAAUGGAACAUUAGGAGUGUACAUGGAACCAAAAAAGCCUCUUACUGCAGUUGAACCUUUUAACUUCAAUACUGAACAGCGUGCAGAGGUGCACAAAACAAAAGAACCACAGGCUGUCAUUGAGGCUGCUGAAUCAAAAGAAAUAAAGGCUAAUCCUUGUCCUGACUUCACCAAUGUGUUUAAGCCUGAACUGCCACAUAAAGGAACCCAGAUACAGCCAUUUUCAUUUGAGCAGAGAGACAAGGAAACAAAGCUUAAGAAAGAGGAGAAAAUUACAGCUAUCUUAGAGGAAGAAAAGAAGGCACAUGAGAACUUUCAUGCACAACCAUUGCCAAGUUUCACUCCUCCUCCUCUUCCUUCAUCAUCAAAACUCAUCACAGAACCUGUGCCUUUUGAUUUGUCAACUGAAAACCGUGGAGCUGUCAAGGCUGAGAAAUGGGGACAGCAGCUGCAGCAAGAGAUUCAAGAGGAAAGAAUGAAGAGAGUGUUUAAAGCUCGAUCCACCAAUGUUUUGUACAAUGCUCCAUUCAUACCUGACAAGUCCAUGGUCAAACCAAAUACAAAAAUUGAAGAAUUCUCUAUGAAUUCGGAUAAACGCGCUAAGGAAAGAGAAGUGUAUGAGAUGCAUAAGGCAGAGAGAGACCAAGAAGAAGAGGAAUUAAGGAAACAGAUAGAAAAAGAACGUGAAGAGGAGGAGAAGAUUUACUUGAAGAACCUGCGCAAACAACUAGUACAUAAACCAAAUCCCAUACGCAAAUAUCGUCCAGUAGAGAUCAAACAGAGUGAGAAAGAGCUUACAAAUGCACAAUCGCCCCAAUGGCAUUCAAAGAAGAGAAGAAAAAUGCGAGUAUGAUUGAUUUAGAACAGCAUGUUUUCAACAUAGAAAUUGUUAGCAAUUGUUAGCCAUGUUUUUGAUACAGGUAUUUUAUGAAAUUAUGACUCAGUAAGAGUGUGUGGCAGGUUGUGAUUGCAGAAUGAAUUGAUUGUGCUUGAGAAAGGCUUUGUCAAAAAAAUGUCAUAAGUCAUAUCGCAGAAAGCAGCAGUACAAUUAAUGUCAAAUAGUUAGUUUGUAAAAAAUUAGUAAAAUUUAAUUUGGUCUGUAACAUUUCCAAAAGUGACCAACAUUUUAAUUCUUAUCCUUGUUACUUGCAUAAAAUCACUCAAUUUUACUUGUACAUUCAUUU
Messenger RNA from Pocillopora verrucosa, 2580 nucleotides. RefSeq names its product targeting protein for Xklp2 homolog. Gene Ontology annotation, biological process: activation of protein kinase activity; regulation of mitotic spindle organization. NCBI's taxonomy places the organism in Eukaryota, Metazoa, Cnidaria, Anthozoa, Scleractinia, Pocilloporidae. Gene Ontology annotation, cellular component: spindle; microtubule. The record is from RefSeq and is a predicted model, not a curated record.